This is a messenger RNA of Striga asiatica, 864 nucleotides long. The record is from the annotation of a GenBank genome assembly. NCBI's taxonomy places the organism in Eukaryota, Viridiplantae, Streptophyta, Magnoliopsida, Lamiales, Orobanchaceae.
GGAUUGCCGAAAUUCGGUUCAGUUAUAGAGAUUUCCGGAUAUCCAAACCAAAUCGACCCAGCCGUGACUUGUCUGAAGUGUGAGCUGUUUUAUUUUAUUUAUUUUUUAACGAAAAUAAAUAGAGCCAAAUCAAGUCAAGCAGACAUAACCCGAGAAGAGAAAACAAUCGAAAGAGAAUUGAAUUGAAGGGACAGCAAGAACAAGAGGAACUCCGAAUAUCGCAAAAUGGAUCUGCAUCCACCUUCGGGAGAGAAUUAUGCUCAUCCUCAGAUAUGCUUCUUUCACGUGCUUUUUAAGGGUGCUGCCUUGGCAUUUUAUAUUCUUUCAGCUCUAUUUGUGGAUAGUUUUGUGAUCAUAUUUGUGGUCACUGUACUUCUUGCUGCACUCGACUUUUGGGUUGUCAAGAAUGUAAGUGGUCGUAUCUUGGUGGGCCUUAGGUGGUGGAAUGAGAUUAAUGAUAAUGGUGAAAGUGUGUGGAAAUUCGAAUGCCUUGACCAAGAGUCAAUGGCUCGAAUGAACAAGAAGGAUUCAUGGCUUUUCUGGUGGACCUUAUACCUUACAGCCGUUGCGUGGAUCUUUUUUGCUAUUUUCUCUUUGAUUAGAUUUCAAGCUGAUUAUCUUCUUGUUGUUGGUGUAUGCUUGACCCUAAGCAUCGCAAAUAUCAUUGGCUUUACUCGAUGUCGCAAAGAUGCUAAGAAGCAACUUCAAGCAUUUGCCACACAAACAAUUGCUUCUCGUGUAUCGUCGACGAUUCAAGAUGGCAAUAUUAUUGUGCUCAUUUCUAGUUGCAAGAGGACUCAAGGAUCUGCUUUGCUUUUCUCCUUUCGUAUUGUUGUGAGAGAAACUUCUGUUUCCUUGCCAUGA